Messenger RNA from Medicago truncatula (barrel medic), 495 nucleotides. RefSeq lists its product as uncharacterized. The coding region runs from base 1 to 495 and encodes 164 amino acids. The record is from RefSeq and is a predicted model, not a curated record. The transcript has a single exon. NCBI's taxonomy places the organism in Eukaryota, Viridiplantae, Streptophyta, Magnoliopsida, Fabales, Fabaceae.
AUGAUAGGUCUAAACAAAUUCGGCACCACAAUCACAAUCCUCACCGCCGUUACUCUAACAGCCCUCGCCGUCGAAAUCCUCUACGUUCUAUUCAAACGCCGUAAACGCCUCCGUCCACGUGUUCAAGCAGAACCUUCUCUUCCACGUUCGUCUUCGACGAACGAUGAGCUAGAAGAUGAGCUUGAACAGCACAUGGCGAAGUAUCAUUGUCUCUACGGUCCUUCGAGAGUUUUGUUUACUAUCAAGGAGGAGGAAAGAGAAGGUGUUGAGAGUGAGAAUGGUUCUUCUACGACGGAGUGUAGCAGUGUUGUGACGGUGAUGAAAGGUAGGGCGGUGAGGAGCAUGCGUUUGAGUGAGAAUGUGGUGGUUGGUGGUGGUGAUGAAGUUGUUGUGGCGGUUGAAGAGUGGUUGGAUGAAUCGACGCCGUAUUCGACGCCGUGUGCGACGAGUCCUUAUUAUACACCACAGUCUUCACCUACGCGUGGAAAUGGUUGA